This is a messenger RNA of Phascolarctos cinereus (koala), 4796 nucleotides long. Lineage: Eukaryota; Metazoa; Chordata; Mammalia; Diprotodontia; Phascolarctidae. The record is from RefSeq and is a predicted model, not a curated record.
GAAGCCUUCUUGGAUGUUAGAGGGGAGCCCUCCGAGCUGACUUCAGAGAUCAAGGCUUUUCCUGGCACCCUGUUUGGGUUUAGAUGGGGGCAGCUCCCACUCCCACGGGCCCUUUGCCAGCUCAGUGGAGCCCCUUCUGCUACCCAGAGGAAAAGAAGGCUGCAAAAAAAUUCCAGCAAGAACAGUGGCUUAUUCCUCAAACAUUCAUGACUAAACUGAGCUAGGGAUGCGCCCUGUUUGUAUUGGUGAGCUUGCCCCCAGGCCCAAGAAAGGAGAUGUUUAACCAACUAGCCCUCAGAGCAGCCUCGCUUCAUCACCAGCCUACUGCCGGGACUAGGGCACCUCACUGGCCCUGGACCACCCUGCUCUCAGCGUUCCCUCCUUUGCUGCGGCUCUUCCCCUGAGUCUGGCUGUAUUUCUUUCCUGCAGCUUUAAGAAGACCAUUGCUCCGUGGUGGGAUGGUGUGUUAAAGCCACACAGAGGAAGUUACGCAGCCUGGAUCAGACAGUGAGAUAAAAGCUCCGAUUGUGAUUGAAAGUGAUGGCAAAAGGAUUUAGCCUCAGUAUUAACUUGGAGAGGAGUGGAGGGGGAGAGGGAGAGGGAGAUUUCCUAAAGCUCCCAGCCAUCUGUCCUGGAGCUCAGCUGGGGGGAUGCUGACCGUCCUAGAUGAGAAGAGGUGAAACCCACCACAACCCAGGAAGGACCAGAUCCCAACCACUGUGGGUUCUUUCUGUGCUUCUUUUCAGGGAGAGAGGGGGAAACAAAAGUUUAACUUGUUUGUGACCGACCUCCGACUCCACCCGAGUGGGAGGUGCGGGCAGGCUUGCCUGCCCCCCUCCCCUCAUCCAGCGUCUCUGGGACGGCUGCAGGCAGCUCCACAUGCAUCCUGAUUGCUCUCCAACCCCAAACUAGCAGCAGUAGCAGCAGCAGCAACAGCAGCAGCAGCAGGAGGAGGGAGGAGAAAGGACCAGCUUUCACCCCUACAUCCCCCUCACCCACCCAGUCAACAGUCAGAAGAGAGGCAGAGCCCAGAGGGGGUGGUGGUGCUUUGGCUGGCUGACUGACCUGCGCUCCUCGGUGGAAUCUGUCCGUCCCUCACUGCGCCUGUUAGAGAGGCUCCAAGCCGGGUGUUGUUGCUAAUGAGCACUCUCUCCUCCCUUCUUACAAUGAAAGACAAGCCAGACCCCAGGUACCUGGAUGGAUUGGUAGCUGAAGCUUCAGAAACUUCAUAAUAAGUUGCCUGUGGCUAGAAACCAAGGUCAGCUGGUCUCCUAUUAGUGCCUAUCCCCUCUUAAAGUAGAGCAAAACAACCCAUCCCCUGAUCAACACCUCAGUGGCUUUUUAUUUUUUCAAAUGAAUCACAAGUUAGCUGUCACUUUAAACCCAUAUGAAAGUCUUUCUAUUUUUUUGGUUCAAAACAUUACAUUCAGUCCCAAAGAGGAAUAUGUUUCCAGCUAACAUGUACACUACCUGACUUUAUUUUAUUUUAUUUCUAAUUCAGGCCUGGGGGGUUCAUUUUAAGUUCUUUCCAGCAUACCACACCGUAAGGACGCUUUAAACCCUUCAUUGAUUGGAAGGACAAAAAUUAAAAGCAAUCUGAUCCAGCUUCAUGCAAGAUCCCUGUGGGUUUUCUCCCUAUCCCAUUUCAAAAUCCUGUCACCAUUUGAAAGUGUGCCCAAUUUCAUCAGCUUCACCUGUAGGAAAAGUUACCCACUUUGCUAUGCCAAGAAUAGUGGAGUGUGAAGUUAUGGACGACUUUUUGAUUUGCCGGUCAACAGUGUGAGAAGCACUCACUCUGAGUUUUCCAUAUCAGCUGGCCAGACUUGCCUUCUGGACAAAGAGGCUCCUUCUUGCCUACAAACCAGUGGUCCUUGGGUAUCUGGAAUGUCCCUGGCCACUCCUGUUUGGUAGAUGUGGCAUCUCCAUGUUGAGCCCAUCAUUUACUCCUAACCCAGACGCUGCCUUUCCAGGGCCUCUUGAGGCCCGGAGUCCAGGGCCUCCACCUGCUGUCAUGCUGCUCCUGGCGUCCCUUCUGUUGCACUGCCUCCCACUGGCCAUGGCAGACUAUGACAUUUGCAAAUCCUGGGUGACCACGGAUGAGGGCCCAUCCUGGGAGUUCUAUGCCUGCCAGCCCAAGGCCAUGAGCAUGAAGGACUAUGUCACAGUGAAGGUGGAGCCCACUGGCAUCACCUGCGGAGAUCCCCCAGAGAGAUUCUGCACUCAUGAAAACCCAUACUUGUGCAGUGAUGAGUGUGAUGCUUCAAACCCAGACCUGGCCCACCCACCUCGGCUCAUGUUUGACAAGGAGGAUGAGGGGCUGGCCACCUACUGGCAGAGUGUGACAUGGAGCCGAUACCCAAGUCCACUGGAAGCCAAUAUCACCCUUUCCUGGAACAAGAGUAUUGAGCUGACUGAUGACAUAGUGGUGACCUUUGAGUAUGGUCGGCCCACUAUCAUGAUGCUGGAAAAGUCACUGGACAAUGGGCGGACAUGGCAUCCCUAUCAGUAUUAUGCUGAAGACUGCAUGGAAGCCUUCAACAUGCCUCCCCGCAGGGUCCGUGACUUGUCCUCUACAAGUGCCAAUCGGGUGGUGUGCACAGAGGAGUAUUCCCGGUGGGCUGGCUCCAAGAAGGAGAAGCAUGUGCGCUUUGAGGUGCGGGACCGCUUUGCCAUCUUUGCUGGCCCAGAUCUCCGCAACCUGGACAACCUCUACACCAGACUGGAGAGUGCCAAGGGACUCAAGGAGUUUUUCACCGCCACUGACCUGCGCAUGAAGCUGCUUCGGCCCGCUUUGGGUGGCACCUAUGUUCAGCGAGAAAACCUCUACAAAUACUUCUAUGCCAUCUCCAAUAUUGAGGUCACUGGCAGGUGUAAAUGCAACCUCCAUGCCAACCUGUGUUCCUACAAAGAAGGCGGCCUUCAGUGUGAGUGUGAACACAAUACCACCGGCCAGGACUGUGGCAAAUGCAAGAAGAACUUUCGAACUCGCUCAUGGAGAGCAGGGUCCUACCUGCCCCUCCCUAAUGGCUCCCCUAAUGCAUGUGCGGCUGCAGGCUCCGCCUUUGGCAGAAUCAGUCAGCCAAAGAAGGUCACUGUCCCCAAGGCCACUGCCACCUCAAUGGCCCCUGAGGUGACCAUCACCACUUCUACUCCCACAACCCCCACCAUACAAGCCCUCACCCUUCCCAGCACCCAACAACCCACAGGGGUCACUGCCAGUGGGCAGCCUGUUACCAGGGCAAGUGGAAGAACUCAGGGAAGUCCAGAGUGGACCAGGUCAUCAACAGCUGCCCCUCUGCAGAUGGGCACCACUAUGCCCAAGGUUAACACCAAAACAGAAGCCACCACCACUGUUGCUGCCCCCAUUGUUGCUGCCCCUGCCAAGAUCUCCAAACUUUUCCAGCUCAAGCCUAAGUCUCCUCAAGUGGUGCCCAUUGAAGUGUUCAAAGACUGUGAGUGUUAUGGUCAUUCCAACCGCUGUAGCUACAUCGACUUCUUGAAUGUGGUGACCUGUGUGAGCUGUAAACACAACACCCGAGGCCAACACUGCCAGCACUGCCGCCUGGGCUACUACCGCAAUGGCUCUGCCGAGCUUGACGAUGAAAACGUCUGCAUUGAAUGUAACUGCAACCAGAUAGGAUCCAUCAAUGACCGGUGCAACGAGACCGGUCACUGUGAGUGCCGAGAAGGGGCUGCGGGGCCCAAGUGUGAUGACUGCCUUCCCAGUCACUACUGGCGCCAGGGCUGCUUCCCCAAUGUCUGUGACGACGAAUCCUUACUCUGCCAAAAUGGGGGGACGUGCUACCAGAACCAGCGUUGCCUCUGUCCCAGUGGCUACCAGGGCGUGCUGUGUGACCAGCCUCUCUGCCAGGGGGACGAAGGCCAAGCCUGCGACCCUGCUUCCCAUGCUGGCCCCCACCUCGCUGUGCUCCUUGGCUCUGGGUUGCUUCUGUGGUUGGCAGGCUGCCUAGGUUACUGACACCGCCUCAUCCUCAAAGCUGGGGGCAAGGAGGGAGCACCAGGGCAAAGGUGCCCCCUCCCUCUCUUCACCCCCCAGGGACUGCCUCACCACCAGGACUGUUCACCUCCAUUCCAUCCUCACUCACGUCCUUCCGAAUACCAGGAGCAGUCACAGAGACCUGGCCGAGGAACAUUAAUCCUUCCUGCUAGAAGGGUGCUGGUCAGGCCCUUCCUCGGGCUUCCUCAGCAAAGUCUCUGCUCUGUCUCCUUCCAUGGACCCUUGACCCAUCCUCUCUUCCCAACGUAGGCCAUUGUUCAGGGCCUGGGACCCAGUUCCCCCUGCCAAAGCAAACAACCCUACAAUUUUGGUUUUACCUCUAGUUUUGUGGGGGAGGGAGGGACAGUGACCACUCUCCCUUUCCACACCCCAAGUUCUGACAAGGCAACAACCACAUCCCUCUCAAAUCCUUCUGGUGGACUGAGUACCAGCGGCAAACACCUGUCCAAUUCAUCACACAGCUGGGUGGACAACCUGGAAUUACAGUUGCCUACAAAUCUCGAUGCUGAAUUUAUGAUGUUUUGUAUUCUCACUUUGGUUUCCUUUUGCAAACCACCAGGCCCCCAAGGUCAGCCCUGGGGUUGAGGUGAGGAGAACUUCACUGUAUUGAGGUGGGGAAGGCUCUGAAGAGUGUAGGGAAUUAUUGUUUUGUAGAGAAUUAUUUUUGUUUGUAUUGUGUCCCACAUAUCAAGGGGACAGGAAGGGAAGAGCCAUUCACCCGGGGUGUUGGUAUGAUGGCAUAUAAUCCUACAGAGUAAAAGACCUGUUAACUGCUGUU